AUAUAAGGCAAGUUGAGAAAUCAGUUAAGCUCGAAUUCUCGAGAUCGUCGCUUUGAAGAAAGCACCACGAAGAAACCGUUGCAACAACCACUUGUGUGUAAAAAUACAUCGCAAAAUGUCCAAGUUCAUGCUGUUCCUUUGCAUCGUUUUGCUGGCUACGACCGUCAUUAUAGCUGCCCCUAGGGCCUGCCGUCAGCACGGAGACCCCUGCACAGGGACCUGGCAGUGUUGCCGGGGAGCGGUGUGUCACAAGUACGCGCACAGAUGUCAAGUAAUGCAGAUCACAAGGGAUCAGCUACUGAAUGGACGCGAGAAGGUAAUGAAUGGAAUGAACAUGGAUUAUUAAGCCGAAUGACCGUUUCGAAAGGACGAGCACAAUACCGUUCAAAAUCUCCCAUCGAAUCGAAUCGGCUAAUACCGGAACAGAACCACGGACAUGUAACCCGUAACCAAUGUAAAUAUGCGACCACGAGCGAACAAAUAAAUAGAACGAGUAGUGCACAGUAGUAUAA
Molecule: messenger RNA, 512 nt
Organism: Eufriesea mexicana
Lineage: Eukaryota; Metazoa; Arthropoda; Insecta; Hymenoptera; Apidae
Product: omega-conotoxin-like protein 1
Exons: 3
Coding region: 116-346 (76 amino acids)
Source: RefSeq, a predicted model, not a curated record